UUUAAUUUGAGAAGAAGGAAGAUACAGCAACAGAUGUGUAGCUGACCGAGAGGAGGGGGAGAGCAAGAGAUUAAGCUGAGUACUGGUUUAGUAAUUCGACUACGCUUUGGCUUAACGGGGGUGGAGAGGGGGUAGUGUUGUGCAUUGCAGGCAAAAAAGGAAAAUAUUGAAAGGUGGUUAGGUGAAUGUUCAAGGGAGAGAAAGGGAAAGGUUGUGCAACAGUUGUCUGCUCUCAGCGCGGAGGUAUUCUCACAUCGUUCGCAAAAAUAAAAAUAUUAGCCUGUGGCUACAAUAAGAUUGGCCAGAAUGGAAGUCAGAGGGCGGCGAGCGGCCGAGCCAUCUGAGCCUGAGCCAGAGUCAGCCCCUGCCCAGGAACCACCACCCCUAGCCCCUGCUCCGCCUGCUCACCACCCCAGCCACAACUUCAACAACAUGAAGACAAAGUUUAUGAAUGAGCUGGGUAGACUGCCAAACCAUCGUCACAGACUUCCUAUGUGGGCAGUGGGAGCCAUUGUGGUGGUGGUCCUGGCGUUAGUAGGCUGCUUUGUCUUCUGUGUUGUGAAAAAAUGCUUCGGCAAGAAGAAGAAAGCAAAGAAAGUGAGGGAGAGGAAGGCUGGCCGCAGAAGGAAGGGAGGUGCAGAGGGUGAAGGCGAAGGUGCAGAGAAGGAAGAAGGAGAUAAGCAAGAGGGUGCUGGGGAGGAGAAGGAGCGGGAGAACUUGGGGAAGUUGGAAUUCACUCUGGACUACAACUUCACUGAUGCUCAGCUGAUAGUGGGAAUCCUCCAAGCCCAGGACCUAGCUGCUAUGGACAUGGGAGGAACAUCUGACCCCUAUGUUAAAGUAUACCUGCUCCCUGACAAAAAGAAGAAGUUUGAAACCAAGAUCCAACGCAAGAAUCUGUGUCCAGUGUUCAACGAAACCUUUAUAUUUAAGAUUCCUUAUGCAGAGCUGGGUGGGAAGACUCUGGUAUUGCAGGUGUUUGACUUUGACCGUUUCUCCAAGCAUGAUGUCAUUGGUGAGAUUAAGAUUCCCAUGAACAGUGUGGACUUGGGCCAACCCUUACAUGAAUGGAGGGAUCUUGAGAAUGGAGAAAAAGAGGAGCAAGAGAAGUUGGGUGACGUCUGCAUCUCUCUGCGUUAUGUCCCUACGGCUGGCAAACUCACAGUCAACAUCAUGGAGGCCAAGAACCUCAAAAAGAUGGAUGUUGGUGGCUUAUCAGAUCCUUUUGUUAAGAUUGUGCUGCAACACAAUGGGAAGCGACUAAAGAAGAAGAAGACGACAGUCAAGAAAAACACACUCAAUCCCUACUUCAACGAGAGCUUCAGCUUUGAGAUUCCAUUUGAACAGAUACAGAAAGUGCAGGUUGUGAUAACAGUGUAUGACUACGACAAGCUGGGGAGCAAUGAUCCCAUUGGCAAACUCUUCAUUGGCUACGGGGCCACAGGAGUGGGGCUUCGCCAUUGGUCAGACAUGCUGGCCAAUCCAAGGCGCCCUGUUGCUCAAUGGCACACUUUACAACCUGAAGAGGAAGUGGAUGCUGCCCUCAAAGGACCCCAUCGCUAACCUACUUUUUAUUCAGUUCUUGGUUGUGAUUUGAUUGGUGUUGCGUUGUAAAAUUGGUCUGAAUUAUUUCGUCUUCCUUUAAAAAAAAUAUUUAAUUGGUUUCUUUUGUAUGUUUUUUUGUUUCUGGUGAGUUUUUAUGGUACUGUAUUUGUAUUUUUGUGUCACUUUUGUUAUUUUGUUACAUUCCCUUACUUUGUCCUCAGUGAUAACUUCUGUGUGUGUGAAUGUAGUGUGUGAAUGUAUUCUCUGCACCUAUUUGAUUGUAUGUGUGUGUGUGUGUGUUUGGUUCUCUGUAUAUUGUAAGGGUAAUCUUCCCAAAUAGAUGGGACACGUUCAGUAAAAACUUUUUCUUGAAUGCUUUCUUUGUGAAACUUUUGGGGAGGAAAAACUGUUCUCAAAUAAAAGAUAAGUGGCAAACA
Anguilla rostrata (American eel) is the source of this 1982-nucleotide messenger RNA. RefSeq names its product synaptotagmin Vb (gene syt5b). The record is from RefSeq and is a predicted model, not a curated record. Gene Ontology annotation, molecular function: clathrin binding; phosphatidylserine binding; calcium ion binding. Bases 307 to 1563 code for a protein of 418 amino acids. Gene Ontology annotation, biological process: regulation of calcium ion-dependent exocytosis; calcium ion-regulated exocytosis of neurotransmitter; regulation of dopamine secretion. Gene Ontology annotation, cellular component: exocytic vesicle; plasma membrane. The transcript has 10 exons. NCBI's taxonomy places the organism in Eukaryota, Metazoa, Chordata, Actinopteri, Anguilliformes, Anguillidae.